Molecule: messenger RNA, 1725 nt
Organism: Letharia columbiana
Lineage: Eukaryota; Fungi; Ascomycota; Lecanoromycetes; Lecanorales; Parmeliaceae
Exons: 5
Coding region: 1-1725 (574 amino acids)
Biological process (GO): glutathione catabolic process
Cellular component (GO): plasma membrane
Molecular function (GO): glutathione gamma-glutamate hydrolase
Source: RefSeq, a predicted model, not a curated record
AUGUAUCUAUUGAACUUCUAUUUGGGCUUGGCGUUGGCCUUUGGCCCAUUAACAUUAUGCUGGACUCCUUCCGCGGCUGCGCACAAACGCGGCGGUGAGCAACAAGAAGUGAAAGACAAGCUAGGAGCAGUCGCUUCGGAGAGCACGGUCUGCAGCAACGUUGGUAUCGAUCUUAUCAAGGAUGGUGGAAAUGCUGCAGAUGCUUUGGUGGGCACGGUGUUCUGCAUAGGGGUAAUCGGGAUGUACCACAGCGGACUUGGAGGUGGCGGCUUCAUGAUCGUACGCGGCAGCAAUGGCUCCUACGAGUUCAUCGAUUUCCGUGAGAAAGCUCCCGCUGCAGCAUUCACCAACAUGUACAACAACGACACAGACUUGUCUCUUUAUGGAGGCCUUGCGAGCGGUGUACCUGGCGAGCUUCGCGGCCUCGAAUACUUGCACAAACACUAUGGCAAACUACCCUGGGCGCACGUCAUGGGACCAGCCAUCAAUGUCGCGCGUAAUGGCUUCACAGUCACCCAAGAUCUGGUCGAUUAUGAGGAAGAAGCUAUUGGAAGUGGACCUAAUUUCUUGGCUGAGAACCCAAAUUUUGCUAUUGACUUUGCACCAAAUGGAACACUACUCGGUCUGAAUGAGACCAUCACAAGGCAGCGCUAUGCAGACACCCUUGAGACCAUCUCGAAAAGAGGCGCUGACGCUUUCUACACCGGGCCUAUUGCGAAUGCUACCAUUCAGGCGUUGAAAGCCGCUAAUGGGAUGAUGACGCUUGAGGAUCUAAAAAACUACACUGUGGCCAUACGGAAGCCCGCCCAAAUUACAUACCGAGAUUACAAGCUUACGGCGUGCUCUGCGCCAUCAUCAGGCACAGUCGCCCUGUCGGUCAUGAAGACCAUUGAGGGCUAUAGUGAGAUUGGUGAGGCUGCGACCCUGAACCUUAGUACUCAUCGUCUCGAUGAGGCAAUCAGGUUUGCCUAUGGGGAGCGAGCGUACCUGGGAGAUCCAUUAUUCGUUCCAGGCGUUGACGAAUAUCAGCAAGAAAUGCUCAACGAGACCACUGCUGAGACGGUGAGGAGUAGAAUCUCGGACUUUCACACCCUAAACGUCUCUGCGUAUGAUCCUACUGGGUUGGAAUCCCCCACAACGCAUGGAACCUCCCACAUCGUCACAGCCGAUGCCUCUGGUAUGGCCGUCUCGCUGACCACAACCGUAAACCUACUUUUCGGCAGCCAGCUUGUAGUGCCCGAAACCGGCGUGAUUAUGAACAAUGAGAUGAACGACUUCUCAAUCCCUAAUCAAUCGAAUGCUUUCGGCUACGCGCCCUCGCCUGCCAAUUUCAUAGAGCCGGGCAAAAGGCCGCUAUCUUCCAUCUCCCCGACUAUCGUUGAAUAUCUCGAGAACGGCACGCUUUAUUUUGUCAUCGGCUCUGCGGGCGGAAGUCGUAUCAUCACUGCAACAGUACAGAACCUUUGGCAUGUCCUUGAUCAGAACGAGACGGUCAAGGAAAGUUUGGCGGAACCGAGACUCCACGAUCAGCUAAUACCAAACACCGUAUCAUUCGAGUACGCUUAUAACAACGAAACCACAGCUUUCAUGAAAAGCCUUGGGCACAACGUUACAUGGGUGGCUCCUGGUCUGUCGACUGCCCAAGGCUUGCGAAGGUUGCCGAAUGGCACGUUCGAAGCCGCGGGAGAGCCAAGGCAGCAUAAUUCGGGUGGAUUUGCUAUAUGA